This is a messenger RNA of Pristis pectinata (smalltooth sawfish), 2102 nucleotides long. RefSeq names its product ring finger protein 170 (gene rnf170). Lineage: Eukaryota; Metazoa; Chordata; Chondrichthyes; Rhinopristiformes; Pristidae. The record is from RefSeq and is a predicted model, not a curated record. The transcript has 7 exons. Gene Ontology annotation, molecular function: ubiquitin protein ligase activity. The coding region runs from base 211 to 999 and encodes 262 amino acids.
CGGUUGGAGUCAGGAGUGAGAGGAAGACGUAAUAAAAGUCGGCCGUCGGGCGGUUAUUCUCUCCCUCCCCGGCACGGCAUGACUUAAACAAAACAGGAAAGAGAAAGGGCGUCUGCGGCAGUUUCAACGCCGAAAGGAACAACCGCAGUAUUGUUGAGCACGUCGGCGAAGUUUUUUUUGCUGAAAAGGACAGGGGGUCUGUCAAGUGGUAUGGAACAGCAUCCAGAGCACUUACUUGGAACAAGAAUUGAUGAUGUUUCACUGAUUGAAGGAAUAAGCAAUCAGGUUCUUCUGACUGUAGCAAUCACCAUUACAAUGUUGGGCGGUUUGGCAACAUUCCUAUAUAGAAAUGAGCAGCACAACAUCCACCCUGAGAAUCAGGAACGUGUGAGGGAGCUCCGCCAACAUCUCCAAGCUGAGGCUUUAAAUUCCCAGGAUGGAUUUGAAAGCAAUCGGCAUCAAUUCUACACUGACAUGUCCUGUCCAGUCUGCUUACAGCUGGCUAUAUUCCCUGUUGAAACCAAUUGCGGCCACCUUUUUUGCGGAUCCUGCAUUGUUGCAUAUUGGACAUAUGGAACUUGGUUGGGAGCAGUAAAUUGCCCCAUUUGUAGGCAAAUGGUUACCUUGUUGUUUCCAUUGUUCACAAUGAAUGACCAACAUCCAGAGUCUGUACAAGUUAUUCAAGAUAUUAAUAAUUAUAACAGAAGAUUUUCUGGUCAGCCCAGAUCUCUUAUGGAUCGUAUAAUGGAUCUACCCACACUACUGCGCCAUGCCUUUACAGAACUCUUUUCCAUCAGCGGUCUUUUCUGGAUGUUUCGAAUACGAAUUUUCCUCUGCCUGGCUGGUGCCUUGUUCUAUUUAGCAUCACCACUGGACUUCAUUCCUGAGGCUUUCUUUGGAAUUCUAGGAUUUCUAGAUGACCUGUUUGUUAUUUUUCUGCUUCUCAUCUAUAUUUCUAUAAUGUAUCGAGAGGCAGUAACUCAAAGAUUAAAUAGGUGAAUUAAUGUUCUUAUAAUAAAAAAAAGAUUGCAACUAAGUUAACGCAUGUUUUCCUGUAAAGGACUUACUUCUGACGAGCAGGUUAGUCUGUUGCAAACAAAGAGCUCCAAUAUUGGAUGACUAAAAAUGCAGUGCUUAAAUUUGCCAUUACAGCAUCUUGCCUGCAAAUUAAUGCAAGUCAAAUUGAAACAUAAGGAAAUACUAAGCUGCUUUGUAGUUUUCAAACUGGUUUUCGUGCAUUUAGAGAAAAUUUGAAUUAUUGAGAACUGGAGAACAUUCAUUGAUUGAGAGGUGUAAUUAGGGUAAUCAAUUUGGGGAUUAUGGUCAUUUUUUUUGUUAAUGUGAGCUUUGUUUAAAUGAAAACUCAAUUGGUAGGAAAUCAUGUAGCUAGAUUUCUUCUGAUUUCCACCUUGUAUAUUAAAAAGGAAAACUGAUAUCUAUUGUGUGUGCAGUUAGGAGUUUAAAUAUUAAAGCAAUAGCCAUUACUGUAAAUACCCUGUUGUUUUUGUACCUAUAUUUUCUACAAAGUUCUAUUUUUUUUUGAUACUGUUGUAAUGAUUUUUGGAUUUUAGGCAUGUAACAAACUGAACAAAUUGCUCAUUAAAAAUUUGAUUGCUUUGUUUGUAAUUAAUUAAACCAUUCAUUUCUCUAGAAAGCACUGCUAUCUUCAUAACCAGAUUCUCAAGAAUAAAGAUAACUAAGAGUUGGAGGUGAUUAACUUUGAAUAAAUUAAAGGAUAUGGUGGUUAUGGAGGUUGAAAUGAGAAAUGGUACAAUAGUCUGCUGAAUUAGAGUAUGAUUUACUUCAUAAUGGCUUUUAGAUUGGGAAAUUUAAGUUUUGAAAAUAGAGAUGGGCAUCUUACUAGCAUCAUUACGAUUGGGGAAAGUUGAUUUGGAUUGUCAGUCUUUUUCCCAGGUAAGGGAGUCUAAAACUAGAGGGCAUAAGUUUAAGGUGCCCUCUAAGAUUCAAAGGGGACCUGAGGCAAGAUCCCGCUGCCACCUCCCCCACCCCCACACGGUGGUGGGUAUAUGGAAUUAACUGUCAACUGUGGUGGUAGAGGCAGGUACAAAGUUUAAGACAUUUGGACAGGUAUAUGAAUAGGA